Molecule: messenger RNA, 843 nt
Organism: Cannabis sativa
Lineage: Eukaryota; Viridiplantae; Streptophyta; Magnoliopsida; Rosales; Cannabaceae
Exons: 2
Coding region: 142-843 (233 amino acids)
Source: RefSeq, a predicted model, not a curated record
CAAGAGUCUCACUCCACACCACCGUGAUGAGAAACCAAAUCCCCAUUUCGCACCUUCUCGCUUCUUAAACCAGAUUCCGACCAAAUUUUUUUAGCAAUCUCCAUUAUUAAUUGCAAUACUCAAAUUUUGAGAGAGACAUCAAUGAACGAAAACGAUUAUCACGAUUGUGAGGCCCAAGAAGAGACUGUUUUAGUAGGCUCAUUUGAAGUUGAAACUCAAACAAGUGGGGCUGCUAUCCAAUGCCAAACAGAAGCCCAACUAAAUGGUGUAUAUUUUGAGGAAGAAGAAUAUGCUCAUGAGGCUGAAGACUUAGAAGAUGAGAGCAUAACAGAUCCAAGUAAAUGGUGGGGUUCUGUUAAUGAUUUUUGCAGCCAGAUUAACCAAGAAGACUCUGAUGGGGGCUACGAAGAGGAAGAUGAAUUAAGAAGCUUGCCUAGUGAUGGUGAAGAUGUGCAUCAGUCUAAAAAGUCUAACAAUGAAUUUGAUCCAAGGACUAAACCUGAGGAGAUCAAGUUCAAAGAGGGCAUGUUGUUCCUUACUAAUGAGCAUUUAAGAAAAGCUUUGAAUGAUUAUUUUGUUACCAGUGACAGAGAAUUCAAGUAUGUAUCUAAUGCUAGUUUAAGAAUUCGAGCUAAAUGCAAAGGCAAUGGGUGUACAUGGAUUCUUUAUGCUAGAAGAAUGAGAGAUGAUGGCACCAGAUUUAGGAUCAAUAAAAUGAAAGACGAGCAUAAUUGUGGAAUUGUAUUUGAGAAUAGCUUAGUAGAUGCAGAUUGGAUUGCAAAACAUUAUUUGGAGAAGUUCAAACAAAACCCAAACAUGAACAUAAAGUCUUCAGACAAAUGA